This is a messenger RNA of Cornus florida, 1844 nucleotides long. Its product is annotated as cytochrome P450 CYP82D47-like. Gene Ontology annotation, molecular function: heme binding; oxidoreductase activity, acting on paired donors, with incorporation or reduction of molecular oxygen; iron ion binding. Gene Ontology annotation, biological process: defense response to other organism. The coding region runs from base 114 to 1697 and encodes 527 amino acids. Lineage: Eukaryota; Viridiplantae; Streptophyta; Magnoliopsida; Cornales; Cornaceae. The transcript has 2 exons. The record is from RefSeq and is a predicted model, not a curated record.
UUAGUGUAGGUUCUCCCGCACUAUGUGAAGCCAAAUAUGAUAAAUAUUAUUUUUGUGACUUUCUAUAAAGUCGGUCCCCGUUCAUUGAUUGUCCCCACUCAAAACUUGAAUCCAUGGAGUUUCCUCUUUCACUCACAGCAACUAAAAUGGUUAGCAUCUUUGCCUUUCUACUCCUUAUGUACUAUGUGUUUUCCAUAUCAAAAAAGUUUACAAAGAGAAACACUAGACGGAUCAGAGCUCCACCAGAAGCUGCGGGUGCAUGGCCUCUGAUGGGUCACCUCCAUCUCUUAGGAGCCUCUCAAUUGCCACACAAAGCCUUAGGUUCUAUGGCUGACAAGUACGGGCCAAUCUUCACCAUAAAGCUCGGGCUAAACCAAGCACUAGUGGUGAGUGAUUGGGAGAUAGCUAAAGAAUGUUUCACCACCAACGACAAGGUCUUCGCCACCCGUCCAAAGUCUCUAGCAGUGGAGCUCUUGGGCUACAACUAUGCCAUGUUUGGUUUGGGUCCUUACGGCCAUUACUGGCGCCAAGUCCGAAAGAUAGUCACGCUUGAGAUUCUCUCCAACCGCCGGCUUGACAUGCUAGGACAUGUCCGAGUCUCAGAGGUAAGAACAGCCAUAAGAGAGGCAUAUGACUUAUGGGUUCAGAAAAGAACUGAUACAAAUGUGGUCAAGUUGGAGAUGAAGCAAUGGUUCGGAGAUUUAACCCUAAAUAUGAUGGUUAGGAUUCUUGCAGGAAAGCGAUAUUCGCGUGACGAGGAAGAGGGAGAACGAUUUGGAAAGGUCAUCAGAGAGUUCUUUGAAUUGCUGGGGGCGUUUGUGGUGUCUGAUGCGAUUCCUUUUCUGAGGUGUUUGGAUUUGGGAGGGUACGUGAAGGCCAUGAAGAAGACAGCAAAAGAAAUGGAUAAUAUAGCUGAAGGUUGGUUAGAGGAGCAUAAAAGAAAGAGAGAUUUUGGGAUAGUAAAGAGUGUUCAGCAAGACUUCAUGGAUGUGAUGCUGUCCAUUCUUGACCAUACCGGGGCUGAAGAACUUCCCGGUUUUGACGCUGAUACAAUCAAUAAAGCUACAUGCCUGGCAAUUCUAACAGCAGCCACUGAUACUACAACUGUGACCCUAACAUGGGCUCUCUCAUUGCUCCUAAACAAUCGACAUGUUCUUAAAAAGGUUCAAGACGAGCUCGAUGUUCACAUUGGAAGAGAACGACGAGUGGAUGAGACCGAUAUGAAGAACUUAGUCUACCUCCAAGUCGUCCUCAAAGAAACAUUGCGUUUGUACCCAGCCGCACCACUUUCUGUACCACACGAGUCCAUGGAGGACUGCAUUGUGGGUGGUUACCACAUUCCGAAGGGCACCCGUCUAUUGGUGAACCUAUGGAAGGUACACCGGGAUCCUCAUGUCUGGUUGGAUCCAAACGAGUUUCGACCAGAGAGAUUCUUAACGAGCCACAAGGAUGUCGAUGUUAAGGGGCAGCAUUUCGAGUUGAUACCAUUUGGCAGUGGACGAAGAAUGUGUCCUGGAAUUUCUUUGAGCCUCCAAGUCAUGCAAUUCACCCUGGCUAGUUUGAUUCAUGGAUUUGAAUUUGGAACUCCUUUCGACGAAGCUGUGAAUAUGAGUGAGAGCUUUGGGCUAACCAAUAUUAAAGCCACCCCAUUGGAGGUCCUUCUCACCCCACGUUUGCCUGCUAACCUUUAUAUAUGAUAGCUAGCUACACAAUGGGAAAUGUUAGGAAAUAAUGAGUGAGAUAUGAUCAAAUACAUGGGAUCAUUGUGUAUAUGUGUAAGUGGUUCAUGGAUGGUUGAAUAUGGAGCACGAACAAUAAAUAUGGGUCUGUAUCUUAGAGAUGCU